AUGUCUCAAGUAGAUAAUCAACAAACAGCGAAGUCAAACAGUCCUAGAAUUCAUAAACGUUUUCAUUCUGGUCAUGCACCGUUAAUUGGCAAAAAAAAGAGUAGCUCUUCGGUUUUCUUGCCAAAGAUUUUUAGAUCUUUUAGCAGUGAAGAGAAAACGCAAGAAAAAAAGCAAAAACUUCGAUCGAAAAGCGAACCAAAUAAAUUGAAAUCCACAGAUAUACUAAAGAAUGAACCAUUACAAAUUUGUAAAAUUCCCACUUGUGAUUAUAUGUUAGAUUUAACUAAUUUAGAUGACGGGCCAGAACUUCGAAAAAAAAUUCUGUAUCUAGCUCAUACCUUACUCGACUGGAGAGAUAUUGUCGAUGAAUCACAAAUUCACCUCGAAUCCGUUAGCGGAGCCCUUACAAAUCGCGUCUUUUUCGUGACAGCAUCGCCUAAUCAUAGGCAUUUUUCUGCUAUGCAAAAGAAACCGCGUAAAGUUGUUUUGCGUGUGUACGGAAUAGGCGUCGAUCAACUCUUUGAACGAAAGAAAGAAUUGGAAUUUUUGCAAAUGUUAUCAACUUUGAAAAUAGGGCCAUCGCUUCUAGGAAUAUUCCAAAAUGGACGAUUUGAACAAUACUUGGAUUCAUCCACGCUCACGCGAGAUGAUUUACGAAAUAUAGAAACUUCAAGUCAUAUUGCUCAACGAAUGGCCACUCUUCAUAAUAUUGUUAAUAUCUUUUCACCUCCAAAAGAUACAGUGCCUCAAGUAUGGGUCAAUAUUGAUAAAUGGUACCCUUUAGCAGUAAAAGUCGUCUCAGGACCUGAAUUUAAAAAUGAUCCGAUACGGUCAAAGAGAUUAGAGUUAUUUGAUAUGGAGAGAUUGUACGUUGAAAUACAAGCUUUGAAGGAGAAACUUAAUUCCUUAAAUUCGCCUUUAGUAUUUGCACAUAACGAUACUCAAUAUGGAAAUAUAUUAAGACUAAACGAUGGAUCCAGUGAACUCGUGGUGGUGGACUUCGAAUAUGCAGGUUAUAACUUUCGCGGAUUUGAUAUUGCAAAUCAUUUUUGCGAAUGGUUAUAUAAUUACCACUCCCCUGAUCCACACAUUCCACAUACUGACUGGUACCCCAGCAAGGAAGAACAAUUAAAUUUUUUAAGCUCGUACGUGGAAACAGAAAAAAUACUUUCUGUGGGUGCAUCCUCUUUAUUCGAUGAUCGUAAUCUUGAGGUACGACGUCAGGAAUGUGAAGCGUUUGCAUUAGCUAGUCAUGUAAUGUGGGGACUUUGGGGAUUGGUGCAAGCUGCUCACAGUCAAAUAAAAUUUGACUAUUUUGAAUUUGGAAUGCUCCGUUUGGAGCAGUUCCGACUGAAUAAAUAA
Ambispora gerdemannii is the source of this 1362-nucleotide messenger RNA. The record is from the annotation of a GenBank genome assembly. NCBI's taxonomy places the organism in Eukaryota, Fungi, Glomeromycota, Glomeromycetes, Archaeosporales, Ambisporaceae.